GAAGGGGAUAAGCCGUGGGACACGUGGCGGGAGGGGCUCGACUGGUUUAAAUCUCUCUCUUUCUAUCGCGCAGGUGGCCAUGGAGGAGACGGCGGAGGCAGAGGCGGCGCCGCCGACGUUCCUGCGGGGAGGGGAUGGGGAGGAGGCGUCGGUGCGUGCGCGGUUCGAGCGCACGGUCUGGCGGGUGCGGCGGAGGCGUGCGCGGCGCUGGAGGCUGUCGAGGAGGCCGGCGGGUUCGGCGCCGCGCGGUUCAGGGAGGACGCGUGGACGCGGCCGGGCGGCGGCGUGCUGCAGGGCGGGGUGCGUGUUCGAGAAGGCCGCCGUGAACGUCUCCGUCGUGUACGGGGUCAUGCCCCCCGAGGCGUACCGCGCGGCGAGGCCGGCCGACGCCGUGGGAGAGGAGAAGGCCGGCCUGGUGCCCUUCUUCGCCGCCGGCGUCAGCUCGAGUGUGCAGACUCAGUUAUUCCUGCGUACAUCCCCAUCGUAGAACGUCGGAAAGACACCCUAUUUACAGAGGAGCACAGGUCAUGGCAGCAGCUACGAAGAGGUCGCUAUGUGGAGUUCAACCUUGUGUAUGACCGUGGCACCACAUUUGGCCUAAAGACUGGAGGAAGGAUUGAGAGUAUACUUGUUUCUCUGCCCCUGACUCCACGAUGGGAAUAUGAUCAUAAAGUAAACGUGGGGACUGAACAAUGGAAACUUCUUGACGCAUGCGUAAAUCCAAGGGAUUGGAUCUGAUUUGGUGUCGUUUAUUUGCAGAGUGCAGUUUGUAUCGAAUCAUUCCUUUACUGUAGAUUUUGUGGAAUAAUUCUUCUGUACCUAUUUCAUCGACAGGAAGGAAAUAUAAGGCGUAACACUAUUCCAUUUUCUAUUUCUUUAUUCUACUCCAUCUGGAUGUAACAGAA
This is a messenger RNA of Oryza brachyantha (malo sina), 905 nucleotides long. RefSeq lists its product as uncharacterized. The annotation marks the transcript as partial. Gene Ontology annotation, cellular component: cytoplasm; chloroplast stroma. The record is from RefSeq and is a predicted model, not a curated record. The transcript has 4 exons. NCBI's taxonomy places the organism in Eukaryota, Viridiplantae, Streptophyta, Magnoliopsida, Poales, Poaceae. Gene Ontology annotation, molecular function: coproporphyrinogen oxidase activity.